AUGGCCAUUGCAACGCUCUGCUUUCUGCAAAUGCUGUCCAGCUCGAUAGCUCUGAUCAUUGGGCAGACUGUUUUCCACAAUCGGCUGUUGGAAAAUUUGCGUAGCAGCGCCCCGUCCGUGGACUCCCUCGUUGGAGAAGGGGCGACACUACUGUGGGAUCGCGUCCCGUCGGAACUUUUGGAGUCAGUCCUCAGGGUGUACCGCAAGACGGUCAUGCAGACAUUUUACGUCGGCGUCGCCAUGUGCGCUCUGUCGCUUCUUGGAUCGGCCUCUAUACAGGGGAAGCAAGUCCCGGAUAGGAAGGACGCGGGAGAGGAGGAGGCGCCCGACAGCGAUACCCCUGUGCCGCCUACGAUAGAAGAAAAGGCCCAUGCGCCGCCUGUGGCAGAAGUAUAG
Penicillium concentricum is the source of this 396-nucleotide messenger RNA. RefSeq names its product efflux pump antibiotic resistance protein. Bases 1 to 396 code for a protein of 131 amino acids. The record is from RefSeq and is a predicted model, not a curated record. The transcript has a single exon. NCBI's taxonomy places the organism in Eukaryota, Fungi, Ascomycota, Eurotiomycetes, Eurotiales, Aspergillaceae.